CCUCUCUCCCCGUUUGCAGUUCCUCUCCACGACUGCUUUGUGACGCAAUUAGCGCUCUGAACGGCCAAUCGCCCACUGUCAAGUCCACUUCAAGCGAAGACGUCAUCUACGUAAUCUGAAAAACAGCGGCGUACUCCCCUAACAAAUCACCAUGGAUGCCAUGGUAGCCAAACCCCCUUCCGAUCCUGAGACUCUUGUCGAAGAUGUCGAAAACCUCAGCAUAUCUCCAUUUGGCCCCGCAAGGGCUUCGAUAACCGAGCAGCCUCUCAGCGAGGAAGAGGUGAAGAAGAUGACCGACUACUUCCACGCCUCUCUCUACAUGUGUCUGGGAAUGAUCUACCUCCGAAGGAAUCCCCUCCUCCGCGAGCCACUUACCCUGGACCAUAUCAAGCGGCGAUUGUUGGGUCACUGGGGCUCGGAUGCCGGACAGAGUUUCACCUAUAUCCACAUGAACCGCCUCAUUAAGAAAUAUGACCUCGAUGCAAUCUUCAUCUCGGGUCCUGGCCAUGGCGCUCCAGCUGUCCUAUCGAACAGUUACCUUGAGGGUGUCUAUUCCGAGGUUUACCCCGAAAAGGGCGAGGAUGAGGAGGGCAUGAGGCGUUUCUUCAAAUACUUCUCUUUCCCUGGAGGAAUUGGAUCCCAUGCCACGCCCGAGACACCGGGAAGUCUACACGAAGGUGGAGAGCUUGGUUACUCCGUCUCUCACGCUUUUGGUGCGGUAUUUGAUCACCCAGAUCUGAUCGCUCUCACAAUGGUCGGAGACGGAGAGGCUGAGACGGGCCCCCUGGCUGCGAGCUGGCAUUCCACCAAGUUCCUCAACCCAAUUACAGACGGCGCAGUUUUGCCGGUACUACACUUGAACGGCUACAAGAUCAACAACCCUACUCUCCUUGCUAGAAUCAGCCACAAGGAGCUUGAGGCGCUCUUUGUCGGAUACGGAUGGACUCCUUACUUUGUCGAGGGAAGCGAUAUCCCGUCUAUGCACCAAGCCAUGGCAGCCACCAUGGAACGCUGUGUAACCAAGAUCCGCGAGUACCAGAAACAAGCGAGGGACUCGGGCAAGGCAUUCAGGCCUCGUUGGCCAAUGAUUGUUCUCCGCACACCCAAGGGAUGGACUGGCCCCAGCAAGGUUGACGGAGACCAUUUCCUCGAAGGAUUCUGGCGUUCGCAUCAAGUCCCGCUUACAAACGUCCUAAAGGACAAGACGGAGCUCAAGACACUCGAGGACUGGAUGCGCUCAUACGGACCUGACAAGCACUUUGACAAGGACGGUAAGCUUAUUCCUGAGCUAAGGGAGUUGGCUCCAACCGGCAACAGGAGAAUGAGCGCCAAUCCAGUUACAAACGGUGGCUCAAUCCGGACCAAGCUUCACAUGCCUGAUUUCCGCGAAUAUGCUGUAGAAGUCACAAAGGGCGGUGUUGCUAAGCUGGGCAGUAUGGCCAACUGUGCCAACUUCCUCCGCGACGUCAUGAAGCGGAACCCGAGAGGUUUCCGUCUUUUUGGCCCCGAUGAGACGCAGUCCAACAAGCUUAGCAAUGUGUACGAAGUAACCCAGAAGGUGUGGCUGGGUGAGUACCUGGACGUGGACAAGGACGGCGGCAACCUGGCUUUGGAAGGCCGCGUCAUGGAGAUAUUGUCUGAGCACACGGUCGAGGGCUGGCUAGAGGGCUAUGUCCUCUCCGGACGACACGGAUUGCUUAACAGCUAUGAGCCUUUUAUCCACAUCAUCGAUUCAAUGGUCAACCAACACUGCAAGUGGAUCGAAAAGUGUCUCGAAGUGGAAUGGAGACAGAAGAUUGCGUCGCUCAACAUUCUCCUCACAUCAACCGUCUGGCGUCAAGAUCACAAUGGAUUCACCCACCAAGAUCCUGGCUUCCUGGAUGUGGUCGCAAACAAGAGCCCCGAGGUCGUUCGCAUCUAUCUCCCACCAGAUGCAAACUGUCUGCUCUCGACGAUGAACCACUGUCUCCGCAGCCAGAACUACGUCAAUGUUAUUGUUGCCGACAAGCAGGAGCACCUCCAGUACCUCACCAUGGAGCAAGCCAUUGCUCAUUGCACAAAGGGCGUGGGUAUUUGGGAAUGGGCUAGCAACGACAACGGCGAGGAGCCUGACAUUGUCAUGGCAUCCUGCGGAGACGUGUCGACGCACGAGUCGCUGGCAGCCACAGCACUACUGCGUAUCCACCUGCCCGAGCUCAAGAUCCGCUUUGUCAACGUGGUCGAUCUCUUCAAGCUGCUCGACGCAGAACAACACCCGCACGGUCUCAAGGCCCACGAAUACAAGGCCAUCUUUACGGACAACGUGCCCUGCAUCUUCAACUUCCACUCAUACCCCUGGCUGGUGCACCGUCUGACGUACGGACGCAAAGGCCAGCAGAACCUGCAUGUGCGUGGAUACAGGGAGAAGGGCAACAUUGACACACCGCUUGAGCUGGCUAUACGUAAUGGUACCGACCGCUACAGCCUGGCCAUUGAUGCCAUUGACCA
This is a messenger RNA of Exserohilum turcica Et28A, 2487 nucleotides long. RefSeq lists its product as uncharacterized. Gene Ontology annotation, molecular function: aldehyde-lyase activity. The annotation marks the transcript as partial. Lineage: Eukaryota; Fungi; Ascomycota; Dothideomycetes; Pleosporales; Pleosporaceae. The record is from RefSeq and is a predicted model, not a curated record. Gene Ontology annotation, biological process: carbohydrate metabolic process. The transcript has 4 exons.